Molecule: messenger RNA, 1704 nt
Organism: Saccoglossus kowalevskii
Lineage: Eukaryota; Metazoa; Hemichordata; Enteropneusta; Harrimaniidae
Product: GDP-fucose protein O-fucosyltransferase 1-like
Biological process (GO): protein O-linked glycosylation via fucose; Notch signaling pathway; regulation of Notch signaling pathway
Cellular component (GO): endoplasmic reticulum
Molecular function (GO): peptide-O-fucosyltransferase activity
Source: RefSeq, a predicted model, not a curated record
CUACCAUAGUUAUAUGUGUGAACAAUUAUUGCUCAACUGUAAAUUUUACUACAUCAGAGAUAAGAUAUUGGCCUUAGAUUCAGAAGUAUAUUUAACCUGAUCAAUCAUAAACAGUGUUGGAUAGUGUUAAUUAGUGAUAAUUUAUUUUCUGGCGGAAAGCUGCGAGCAGAGAGUUUUAUGACUAAACAAGGAUAGACAAUUGUUUUAAAAUUAUUUUAGCUUUGAAAAUUCAUGGGAACAAAAAAUUGUUUUUGAACAGACUUUUAAAAACGGACUUGCCAUCCCAACAUUUUCCAAGGCUCCUACAUGAGAAUUAAAAUAUUUGAAUUAUAUUUCUUUUAUGUUUUUUGUUAACCAAAGAGACACACACCCCCCUCCUUGUAAUACUGACUUCCUUGUGUUGAAAUGGAAUCUUCCACUCACAUUCCCUUGUGCCCAGUAUGAAAAUGGAAUAUUCCAUUUAUAGUGAAGAUGAGAGUCCGCAGCAAACAACUUUUUUGUCAACACCUGCUGCAAGUAGUAUCCUUAGUUAGCAUUUGUCUUGUUGCCAACGGUGAUGAUGAUGAUGAAGACAAGGUGAUUUUGGUGAAAGAUAGCAAAGAAUUUGGUAUCCAUGGUAAUAUAUUAUCCGUUGGUAGCAUUGGUAAAUUGCCUGAAUGGGAUUCAUAUGGAUACAUUAUGUAUUGUCCAUGCAUGGGUAGAUUUGGUAAUCAAGCCGAACAAUUUCUUGGAUCGUUAGCUUUUGCAAAAUUGUUGAACAGAACACUGGUUGUACCACCAUGGCGACAAUAUAGGAAUGUGCCUUACAGUGAUUUUUUUAAAUUGGAAGAAUUGGAAAAAUAUCAUAAAGUUAUACUGAUGGAAGAUUUUAUACAAUAUCUUGCUCCAAAACAUUGGUCGCCAGGGAAACGUCAUGGUUACUGUCAAGUAUUGAAUGAUCAAGGAUGCCAAAUGAAAGAAAAUAACGCUGGAAGAAGAUUUUGGGAUGGUUUUGAUGUAGAUUUUGAUGAUGAUGAUGUUGUCUAUCAUUUAAAUACAAAUGUUGAUAUAUUAAAUAAGAGGUACAAAGAUGUCAUAAAAGAAUGGCACACAUUAUUUCCAGCUUCCAACCAUCCAGUAUUAACAUUUAAAGGAGCUCCAGCUUCAUUUCCAGUCCAACAAGGAAACCGUCAACUACAUCAGUACAUCAAAUGGAGUGAUAAUAUUAUGCAAGAAGCUCAUUUGCAUAUGAAUAAAUUAUUCCAUGGUGAAAAAUAUGUUGGUAUACAUCUUAGAAAUGGAAUAGAUUGGGAGAAAGGCUGUGUGUGGGGUGAAGGACGUGCAAAUUUCAUGGCAUCUUCUCAGUGUCUAUCAAAAGGACAGUUACUAACCAGUGUGAUGUGUUACCCUUCAACUCAGACAAUACUAGAAACAACUAAAAUGGUUGUCAUGGUAAUUGAUGCUAAGCAUGUUUACAUAGCAACAGAUCAUGAUCCUUUGAAAGAGGAUUUGGAGAAUUAUUUGCAACCAAUUGGGGUAAAUGUUCACUAUUUGAAUCCCAUCUUACCACAGAUUGACCUGGCAAUUUUGGGCCAAUCAGAUUACUUCAUUGGUAACUGUGCAUCAUCAUUUUCUUCAUUUGUGAAACGAGAACGCGACACCAGUGGUGAAAAUAAACCCACCACAUACUGGGGAUUUGAGUUAGAAUCAAUGUAUUACCGGUAA